UUUCAAUCUGUGUGUCGUGUGCCAAGGUCGGCUGUUUUUUUUUUUCUCUAUAUUUAUUGCUUUGGUUUACCCCAGUUACAUAUUGCUGGUUUCCAGAUCGAUUAAAAAAUUGGCUCUCUUUCGUGGAAGAUAACCUUAGCCAUAGAUUUGCAAUCCUUUCUUGGAGACAACACCUUUCUUUUGCAUUUCUUCUUUUCUCUAUAUAUCUGUCUCUUCACCUUUUGAAAUUUUUCUCUUUGCUUUGGCAAGUGAAGAGUUGAGAGAGCGGUGAAAGGUCUGAGUUUGGUUUCUUGGAAGAAUUGACAUUAAAAGAAAGACUAUUAGUAGAUUUAUGUCGUCUGAGUUUGAUCUUGAAGUGAUUGGGGCUCUUUUGGAAUUGAUUGGGGCUCAUUUCUGGAUUGUUACUACUUCCUUCUUGUUGACACUCGCUGUGGGCUCAGUUUGCUGUAUGCUAUUCUGCACCCUGAGGCAGAGGUUGAGUCUUGUGAAUCCGGCUGUUUCAAUGCGAUUGAGGUCAAAAAGGACUUGUUCUGGAGUCGAGUGUUUUGGAGGCUUUCACAUACAAAAAUUUUCACAUCUGUUCUUGUUCUUGAGAGGGGAUUUCACCUGAGAUCUUGAGAAAUCUAGAGAGAUUUUGUUACUUUUUUUCGGUUGGU
Messenger RNA from Gastrolobium bilobum, 656 nucleotides. RefSeq lists its product as uncharacterized. The transcript has 2 exons. Lineage: Eukaryota; Viridiplantae; Streptophyta; Magnoliopsida; Fabales; Fabaceae. The record is from RefSeq and is a predicted model, not a curated record. Bases 332 to 610 code for a protein of 92 amino acids.